Cottoperca gobio is the source of this 6496-nucleotide messenger RNA. It is a transcript of the gene enah, whose product is annotated as ENAH actin regulator. The transcript is spliced from 15 exons. The record is from RefSeq and is a predicted model, not a curated record. NCBI's taxonomy places the organism in Eukaryota, Metazoa, Chordata, Actinopteri, Perciformes, Bovichtidae. Gene Ontology annotation, molecular function: profilin binding; SH3 domain binding. Bases 924 to 3257 code for a protein of 777 amino acids. Gene Ontology annotation, biological process: actin polymerization or depolymerization; actin polymerization-dependent cell motility; axon guidance.
GCAGGCAGCGGUAGCAGCGCGGCAGCGGAGCGGCACAGCGCCGCGUCACACCGACACGACUGCUUCAGAGGGAGCCGAGAAACGCUGCGAUUCUCCGCUCUCUUCCCACUGACUAUCCUCCACCGGCGGAGCCGCGAUGCUCUGGAUUAUGUAGGAUUCGACUAUUUUUCGUUUUUCUUUUCUUGUUUUGUACUUUUACCGGAUAGCCUGCAAACUGGAAGCAUCUUGUCGCGCCGUCCAAGCCCAUUCAUCUGUCGCCUGUAGCCUUGAGCCGAGUGGGGAACUUUAGUGGAAUCUACAAGUCACCCGACAUAAAGGACUUUGUCACAUAUUUGGCCUGACAACACUUUCGUCAUGAGCAGACCUGAAGGCCCAACAUCUCUACUCCUGCACUGCCAUUGAUCCAGAGUUCAGCAGCCGGGCUGUAUACACACCUCUGUACUGAAUGAAACUCAUGGCUCACAGUACUGGUGUGCUGUCAUUUUGGUUGAGAAUUAUGAAUUAUCAACUGUGACGUUUUCACAUUGAACAUUACACAUUGGUUGAAAAUAAUUGAUGGUUCCAUUUCCUUUUUUAAUUGGGCACCUUUAACAUCAUACCUGCUACACCUGAUGCAAGACGCUACGCUGAUGAGACCUCCCUGAUUACCCCCAACUGUAGACCCAUUGCACCCCCCACACCCCACCCAGCUGCUCCGCUUAUAGCCCUGGCUCCAGUGAGGUGAGGGACUGUGGGUGGGGGUGCCUCGUCUCGCCACUGUCACUGUCCAUCAGCGUUUACCCCCCCCCCCAAGUCAGCCAGUCAGUGGUGGAGCCGCACAGCUGCUCACUCAGUCAGUCUGUGGAGAAAGUGGACACUUCAGAAUCGGACCAAGUUCCAACAACAGAUUGUCUUUUAGGCGGAGGUUCACCCGAGACGCUGAGAUGACUCGUGACUCUGAACAGAGUAUCUGCCAGGCACGAGCUGCUGUCAUGGUGUACGACGAUGCCAAUAAGAAGUGGGUCCCAGCUGGUGGUUCCACAGGCUUCAGCAGAGUCCACAUCUACCACCACACGGGCAACAACGCCUUCCGCGUAGUGGGACGCAAGAUCCAAGAUCAUCAGGUGGUGAUAAACUGUGCCAUUCCCAAGGGGCUGAAGUACAAUCAGGCCACGCAGACCUUCCACCAGUGGCGAGACGCCCGCCAGGUCUACGGCCUCAACUUUGGCAGCAAGGAAGAUGCCAAUGUAUUUGCCAGUGCCAUGAUGCACGCCCUGGAGGUGUUGAACUCCCAGGACACCGGCCCCACAUUGUCCCGGCAGGGCCCCCAGGUUCAGAAUGGCCCCGCCCCAGACGAGAUGGACCUGCAGAGAAGGCAGCUUCAGGAGUUGCAGAGGCAGAAGGAGAUGGAACGGGAGCAUCAGGAGCUGGAGCGUCAAGAGAAGGAGCGUCAGGAGCGCCUGGAGCGAGAGAUGCUGGAGCACGAGCAACAGGAGCAUGAACGUCAGGAACGUGAAUGUCAGGAGCGGGAGCGUCAGGUGGAGAGGGAGACUCAGGCAGAGAGGGAGCGCCAGGAGCAGCAGGAGCGCAGCGAGCGUGAGCUGAUGGAGAGGGAGAAGGCAGAGAGGGAGCAGCAUGAGCAGUUGGACAGAGAGCAGCAGGACUGGGAGAGAGGGAGACGUAUUUCCAAUGCUGCCUUCGAAAGCACCAUGUACACCCACACACCUCAGGAAUAUAGCAAGAAGUCCUCCACACCCGUAUCCUCAUCCACACCCACCUACCCAGCCCCCGGAACGCGGUCGCCCUCCUCCACCACUCCGCCAACCCCGCCUCUAAGGCAUUCGGCCUCCCGAUUCGCCACCUCCCUCGGUUCUGCCUUCCACCCAGUCCUGCCUCACUACGCCACAGUGCCGAGGCGACAGCAAGCCCCGAUUCCUGCUCCAGCCCCCGCCUCAGCCCCACCCCUUGCCUCAGCCCCACCCCCUGUGGUGUGGUCAGCGUGCAACUUCACUCCAUUGCCCCCCUCCCCCCCUGUCAUGAUAAGCAGCCCCCCAGGGAAGGCUGCAGGCCCGCGGCCGCUCGUCCCCAUCGCAGCACCGCCCCCUCUCAUCCAGAAGCCCCCCUCACCAGCUUCCAACGGCCCGCCCAUGUUCCCCGCACCAUCUCCUGUGACCAUCCCGCACAGCCACACCCCUAUCGGCAUCACCUGCCCCACGCCGCCUCCCCCACCUACCCCACCACCUCUGCCCUCCCCCAUAGCUCCCCCUCCGUCUUCUUCCUUCGUCUUGUCUCCCCCCUCCUCAUCCCAGGCUCCUGGUGUGCCCUCUCCCUCCACAGCAGCCCCUGCUGCAGCUGCCGCCACCUCUGCCUCCGCUGAGCUCUGCUCCCUCCCUGUGAGCCUGGGCCUGUCCAGGCCAGGGGAGCCGGUCACCGCUACAGGCCCAGAGAGCAUCCUGCCUCAGGGGGGCGGCUCCUCCAGUCAGCCCCAGGACGUGAUGCAUACUUCAGGGUUGACCAUCCCCCCACCUCCACCCCUGCCACCCGGAUCCACUGUGACCUCCAGCCCCUACACCCCAGCCGGCCACCCGCCCCCGCCCCCACCCCCUCCACUCCCCCCUACACUGACUCCAGACGGGACUCCCCCUCCUCCUCCAGGUCCUCCUCCUCCUCCCGGAGCCCCACUGCCUCCCCCAGCGCCCCCACUUCCAGUCGGCCUGUUCUCUCCUGCAGAGGAGCGUCCCUUCUCAGGCCUGGCCGCUGCCCUUGCCGGAGCCAAGCUGCGCAAAGUGCCAAGGAGUGACGAUGCAGGCGCAGCUCUGGCAGCAGCCAUGUUGGGGGCUGGAGGGGCCAAAUCUGAAGCCAGAGGCAACGGCCCUCUGCCUGGAGGAGGAGGGCUCAUGGAAGAGAUGAGCGCCCUGUUGGCCAGGAGGAGAAGAAUUGCAGAGAAGGGCUCGUCACCUGAACCCGACCAGAGAUCAGAGGAGGGCGAGAUCAACACGACCCCUAAAGUGUCGGCUUGUAGCACACCAGACAUGCCCAGGAAGCCAUGGGAAAGAACCAACACCUUGAACGGUAGCAAGUCUCCAGUUAUUGGGAGACCAAAGUCCACUCCCACACCUACUGCAUCCUUAAGUGCCAACGGUGUGCCCACAGAGGCUGUGGACUAUGACAGAUUGAAACAGGACAUUCUGGAUGAGAUGAGGAAGGAGCUGUCAAAACUAAAAGAAGAGCUCAUUGAUGCAAUCAGGGAGGAGCUGGGGAAGUCCAGCACGGUGUAGAGGAUCCACACUAUCUCCAUCCGCCCUGACAGACAACCAUGGUCAAUUUAAGACAUGACAAUACAACAGCGGAAAAUUAAAUCAGCAAAACGGUGAUGAUGACAAUAACCCUAUUAAUAGUGAGAGAGACAUAAUGAGGGACAGGGUGGUGGUGGGAGGAGCUGUGACUCUUCUACGAAGCCAUUCCGCCCCACCCCUCCCCCGCUGAGGGGCAUGGCGUCCUGGAGGACAGUGUCUGUCCUAUAAUAACAACAAAACAAAAUUCAGCUCUUCAAAGAUACUGUAUUAACCUUGAGCAUAAGUGAACAGCAAAGUUGAUGCUAAGAAUCAGAACUCUUGUGAUUUACUUUCAAAAAGCACGUUUUAUUAAGAGAGUUUGACAGGAAGAAAGUGGAAAUGGAAAAUAAGAACUUUUUUCCCAUAAUGCCAUAGGGGUAGCGUGUGUGCGUGUGUGUGUGCGUGUGUGUGCGUGUGUGUGCGUAUGUGUGCGUGUGUGUGCGUGUAUGAGGGACUGACAGUCUCUGGUGAAGUCCACCACUGCAGGACACUGUAAAGCUCGUCUUCCUGAGAUACUAUUUUAACCUGAAUAUGUACAAAAGAGAAAAAAGUUAAGUAUAACAAAAGCAUCUAUCAACCAUGUCUAUUUCAGUGUAGAUCUACGGCCAUAUGAAGUAGCUCAAUAAUACCAUAUGUAGACAAGAUGCUCAGUUGUCUGUCUCCUAUGAAGUAAGCUCUGUCUGUCUUUGUUCAUCCUGUGGAGGACACACAGGAUGCUGUCUCUACCAAACUCUCUGUCGACGCUGAUUGGCUAAUACCCGUCAUGCUAGUUGACCAUGGCGAGAUGUGUAGAUAGAGGGGAUUUUUCCUUCCUGUACGUUUUGAUUUUAAGACUGUCAUGUUCGUCAUAUUUACUCUGUUUGGUGCAUGUUUGGUUGUUUUCUUUAUACGGGAGGGUCUGCCACGAAAUUGCAUUACCUGUCGCAAGUUUUAUUACAAGCAAUAAGUGUAGCAUCUGUUUUAAGGCCCCAGUCCUACCACCACCCCACCAAACAUUCUCAUGUCAGUCCUUUUUGACCCUCCUGAGCACCCAUUGGACGUUACUGUGUGACACCACACCAUCUCUAGUCAACUUUAUCGCAGAUAUUCUGUGAAACUGAAGACUGUGAUGACAGAAUAUCAGACAUGAUUUCAUGGAAUAAUCACAAUACUCUCCAUUUUAGUUUAGAUUUCUUUUCUAUCCAAGGACACUGUGUCUCUUAGCCACAUUGAAGCUGAACUGCUUUUUUAUCCUUUAUUAUUAUUAUUAUUAUUAUUAUUAUUAUUAUUAUUAUUAUUAUUGUUAUUUUUACUGGAUUUAUAAAGUAAAACUUUGUAAAGGUGCACGGGACAACCCAGAUGUAUAGAGAUGGUGUCCAUCUGAGGUCAUGAAUGUGCCAUUUACUAUUUCUAGUGCUUACGGAUCACAUUUUUGUUUCAUCUCAUUUUCUUUUCCUUUUUCUCCUGCCUGUCAAAUCCUUAAGACAUGGAGAAGGCUCUUUUCACUUUAUUCUAAAAAUACUUCUGUUUAAUUAAAAGUACAAUCAACCUGAGAGGGAUAUGUUGGCAUCUGAGAGAUAAAUGUCCAAAUACUGUAGCUACUGCUGAGACCACAUGUCAAAGUAACAUGUGGUCUCAUGAUACAUGCAUCAUAUUGAGAACUCACAAGUAAUACAGUGUAUGCUCUCCCCACAGCUCACCCUUAAUGUCACACAUUUCUGACUUAAAGAGGCACUCCACUCACUUAAUAUUGACGUUCCUUAUAGUUGGGAGGCAAAAAAAGAAUGGUCGAAUCAACAAAUAUUCUGACUUUUAGCCGUACAAUUCCCAUACGGCAACUGAACAGGGUCAUGAGACAACCCCAGCCUGACAUCUUUCAGACUCCACGUUCCCAGUUUGUAAGACGAGAUUUCUGUUAAAGAAAGUGUAGUCUCCAAGCCUCGGCCGAGGUACCCCUGGUGACAUCACUCUUGACGUCACCAGGGGUAUUUCCUUAUACUGGGAAGCCUCUGCAGAAACACACACAAGCAGUAAAGUGAUUCCUGUAGUGUAGAGUGAGUGGAGUGCCUUUUAAGUGAGGAUCAGGAGAAGCAGCUUAGGAGUUCUCAUCAUGUCUUGCUGUUCCCCACGAUCAGUGGCUAUCUGUGGCUGUAGGAUCUCAUGCAGUUACUGUGUUCAAGGGCUUGGAUGUUUCCCCUUGUUUCUCUCAUUUGCUCUUUGGAUUGGAUCAAAUGAGUUAGUGUGAUAAUAAAAGGAAAAGGUUAAUUAGGACCAGGUCUGUUUCAUGGUCUAUCUCUCACCUUGUUUCAAUGAAAGGCUCCCUGUACUGAGAGUUUACACACCAUCGAGUGCACUUUAAGAGCGAUCCAACAGAGCCUGUGUCACCAACAGUGUGGCUUUCUCACCAAAGGAUUCAGUCUCCUGCUAAAAAAAAUCACUCUCAACAAAGUCGCCUUUCUUAUUUCUAUAUAAUUUUGUCGAGAGAUCCAACAAACAGAAAGAGUUCUGUCACUAUCUUCAGUCCUUUGGACGUGAUGGCAGAUGAAAGCGGUGUGGUUUGUGCCUUGUUCCGAAGUUGCUUUUAAUAUGUCAAAGAUAUAAAGAUGACUAACAAUAAUAUCUAGGGACUGUCAUUAGGAUCACAUGCAGUUCUUCUUUAGUUUGGCUUUCUUUUUUCUAUCACGGUCGGGAGGAUUUGAUGACCUUGGUACUGUUUCCAAGAUCCAAGAUCCUCUUUGUUUAGUUUUUUACAUACGUGGGAUUUAUGUCCAUGCAGUAGUGAGGCUGCUUUUCUAACAGCCUGCGAGUGGCCUGUGAGGGUUCAGAGAUGAUCUUCGCUCUGAGAAGAGUCCACAUGAGUAUGCCUGCUGUGUUCUGUGAUGACAUUACAUGUCACAGAGACUGUGUGUUUGUUUAAUUUUCUUUACACGCUUGGAAAACCGUUUUGUCCUCUGCAGUGAGGUCUGCUCCAAGUUCAUGUCAGAUUGCUGAUGGAAACAUAUAUCUUCCUGCCGAGGGAACUGAAAGACUUGUGAAUUUACAGGGAUGACUUUGGCUGGUGCAACUUUCAUGGAUGGGUUUCCCGACAUAUUCUUUUAUCAUCUGCAUUGUACCAUACCGUUCUCAUGUCAAUUAGUCUUUUCUUACAUGCUAACAUAUUGUUUUGUUUGAGCAAAUUAAAUAAAAAUUGCAAUACAAGACUA